Hydractinia symbiolongicarpus is the source of this 1096-nucleotide messenger RNA. RefSeq names its product histone-lysine N-methyltransferase SETMAR-like. Gene Ontology annotation, molecular function: histone methyltransferase activity; protein binding; zinc ion binding. Gene Ontology annotation, cellular component: nucleus. The transcript is spliced from 3 exons. Lineage: Eukaryota; Metazoa; Cnidaria; Hydrozoa; Anthoathecata; Hydractiniidae. Bases 138 to 902 code for a protein of 254 amino acids. The record is from RefSeq and is a predicted model, not a curated record.
GAGUUGUUUAUUAUUAUGUAGAUAUAUAGGUAUGUGUAUACAGUUUGUGCAGCACCUGCAAUAAAGAGGGACCGUGAUGGCUAGACCUAAAUAAAUAGCUGUUUAUUGUAUAAAUAAAAAAAUGUUUGGAGCAUAAAAUGGACGUAAAGCAAGAUAUAGUUACACCCCAAUAUAAGUACAGCAGAGUUUGCAUUCCAUCAAAGGCUUUUCUAGAAACAAAUGCGUUGGAGCCAAUACCAUUUGGCUGUGGAUGUUUGAAAUCUUGCGAAGAUGAGGAAAUUUGUUUAUGUCUAGCUCAACACAAUUGCCUUUAUGUUGACGAUCAUCUUUGUGAUCUUAUUAAUAAAGAGCCUCUUUUUGAAUGCAACGAGUGCUGUUCGUGUUCUGAUGAAUGUAGAAAUCGGUUAGUUCAAUUAGGUUCAAAAUACGUGUUUCAAGUGUUUCAAACUGAAAACAAAGGAUUUGGACUGAAAUCAAGCAUGCAUGUUACCAAAGGCUCAUUUGUUAUCGAAUAUGUUGGUGAAUUACUCACAGAGACUGAAGCGAAAACAAGAAUCUCAAAAUAUACGUCCCACAGCAGUUGUUAUCUAUAUGCUUUAAGAGAAUUUUUUGGUAACAAGAAAACUUCACAUUUUAUAGAUGCUAGUAAAGUCGGUAAUGAGUCAAGAUUCAUAAAUCACUCGUGUGAUCCAAAUCUAAUCAUGAUACCAGUUCGUGCUAAUACCCUAUUUCCUCACUUUGCACUCUUCGCUUUAAAAGAUAUUCCAAUUGGCAAUGAGCUUACUUUUGAUUAUGGUGUGCGACAUAUGGAUAUAGUAGAUGAGCAAAAACAAUGUGAAUGUUUUUGCAACUCUUCUAAUUGUUGUGGUGUUUUACCAUUUGAUCAAAGUUUGUUUUUGUGAGAUAAUUUCGUGAGACCUAACCUGAGAAUAUCGAUUUGGCAUGGAGGCUUCUUCUUGUGCAACAUGCACAAUGACCGAUAAACAACCACAAUGAGACAUAUGAAAGUGUACGCUGGUUUACUUAUGGUAUGACCCACUAGAAAUAUAGUAAUUGAAAUUAUGGCUUUACUUUAAUGAGCGACAAUCUGUUUUAA